AUGAGUGCCCCACAAACCCCAGGGGAGGCCAUCCUCAUCCCCAAGACUUUUCAUUCGCAACAAAGCCUGAACGAGGUCGUGGAGAGAUACAAAAAUCUCCGGCUGCACGGCCUCCAAGUUGAUCCGAAAUCAUUUAGCUCAACUUACGAAGUAGAGUCCCAAUUUUCUCCUGCGACGUGGCGAUCCCGGCUUCAGAACCCGGCGGGCCAAACAUUCGUCUCAGUCGCCAACUCUGACACGAACAAUGAUACCCAAAUCGAUACUGUGGUAUCUAUAGAGCCCAAAGACCCCGACACAUCACUCCAGCGACUACUGAGAAAAGACUGGAUCGGCAUUGUCACACUGCUAGGUCCAGUCCUAUUUAAGUCAGAUGCCGAUAAAGGGACACCUACCAAACCAUGGAAUGUUUUUAUUGAGGACCGAAACUAUGUCAUUCCCCAGUCUGAUCUGAACAGAGAUGCCAAGAAUGAAUACAUUGUGUACUUGGUUGUUGCGAUGUUUGUCUUACCCGAUGCCCGGCGAAAGGGACAUGCUUCUCGGUUGCUGGAAACUUUAGUCCAGACUGUUCGGAAAGAUGCUAAUGCUCGUGAAGCAUCCAAGGCGAGCAUCACAAUUCAGGUUGAGCCUGAAAAUGGUGCUGCGCAGCGACUGUAUGAGAAGUUGGGGUUUGAGGUGUGGGAUAAGGCGCUUCCGUUGGAUAAUAAGCGUGGAGAGACAAAUUACGUGGUCGCAUUGGUGAAAGAGAUUGACCUGGCCUAG
Messenger RNA from Penicillium longicatenatum, 759 nucleotides. Its product is annotated as GNAT family N-acetyltransferase. NCBI's taxonomy places the organism in Eukaryota, Fungi, Ascomycota, Eurotiomycetes, Eurotiales, Aspergillaceae. The coding region runs from base 1 to 759 and encodes 252 amino acids. The record is from RefSeq and is a predicted model, not a curated record. The transcript has a single exon. Gene Ontology annotation, molecular function: acyltransferase activity, transferring groups other than amino-acyl groups.